Molecule: messenger RNA, 2943 nt
Organism: Cladophialophora psammophila CBS 110553
Lineage: Eukaryota; Fungi; Ascomycota; Eurotiomycetes; Chaetothyriales; Herpotrichiellaceae
Exons: 3
Coding region: 1-2943 (980 amino acids)
Biological process (GO): endosome organization; organelle fusion; vesicle-mediated transport
Cellular component (GO): HOPS complex; endosome
Molecular function (GO): protein binding; protein-macromolecule adaptor activity
Source: RefSeq, a predicted model, not a curated record
AUGGCGCUCACCAGCUGGAAAGAUUUCCCGUUCUUCGAGGUUUCCCAGGUUCCUGUGCCCGCAGACGAAGAUGGUUCCUAUGUCUUCGAUAACGAAGUCGUCUCACUGACCACGGGCGCGGAUUCUCUGUUCCUCGGUUCUUCGGACGGUUCAGUGCGCAUUCUUUCCCGCGCCUUGAAGGUUGUGCGCACCUUUCAAGCUUCAGACGUCCCGGAUGGCUCAAUCACCCACCUCCGGCAAGUGCCCAAUACUCCGUUCCUUGUCACCAUCUCAGAGAACCUGUCAUCGGACCCUUCGUUGAAAGUUUGGGCAUUGGAUAAGAUCGAGAAGAAGACCGGAGCACCGAGGUGUCUGUGUACAAUUGGAGUGCAAAAUGGCAGGAGACAGUUUCCAGUAUCGGCAUUCGUGGUUCUCGAUGACUUGACACAGGUGGCAGUAGGGUUUGCCAAUGGGUCCGUCACCGUUAUUCGCGGCGACUUCAUUCACGACCGCGGGACUAAACAAAGGACCGUCUUUGAAUCUGAAGAUCCGAUCACUGGCUUGGAAGUCCGUCAAGGCACGACAAAAGUCCUAUACAUUGCGAACACGGCCAAAAUAUGCAGCCUCAUCAUAUCUGGGAAAGGCCAGGGUCAACCAGUCCGCACAGUUGACAAUCGAGGUUGCAACGUCGGAUGCAUGACUCAAGACCGCGAGGCUGGAGACAUAGUGAUUGCUCGAGAAGAUGCCAUCUACUACUAUGGCGUUAACGGCCGUGGUCCUAGCUAUGCAUUUGAGGGCCCGAAGAAAAUUGUCAAGAUUUACAAGGAGUAUGUUGGCGUUGCGUGCCCACCACGGGUGGCGCAGGUGUCAAAAUCCAAAACAUUCCGAAGGUUGGGCGGCGAGGAGAUUGACGAGCUGUUCAGUAGCUCAUCCUUCACAUUGCUUGAUACUGAUCUCAAAUACGUUGCUCACACGGAGUCAUUGCCUGCUCCGGUCAAAGAGGUCUUCGUGGAAUGGAACGAACUCUUUCUGCUGACCGUGGAUGGAAAGCUUUUUCGAUACCAGGAAAAGACCCUACAGCAGAAGCUUGAGAUCUUGUAUCAGCGGAACCUUUAUAUCUAUGCCAUUAACCUGGCACAAAAACUGGGCGCCGACAAAAUGCAACAGAACAUCAUCUUCAGGAAAUACGGGGACUACCUGUACCAAAAGGGUGAUUACGACACGGCCAUGCAGCAGUAUCUGAGGGCCAUCGACAAUACUGAGCCUUCGCAGGUGAUUCGACGAUUUCUGGACACGCAGAGAAUCCACAAUUUGAUCGACUAUCUCGAGGAACUACAUGAUCAUGACCGGGCCACUGCAGACCACACGACGCUGCUGUUGAACUGCUACGCUAAACUCAAGGACACGGACAAACUGGACGCUUUCAUCCGCACACCGGGAUCCGCGAAGUUUGACGUCGAAACGGCCAUUGCUAUGUGUCGACAAGGUGGAUAUUUUGACCAGGCGGCUUACCUUGCGACUAAGCAUGGCGAAAAUGAAUUGGUGAUCGACAUAUUGGUGGAAGACUCAAAGAAGUAUGCUGAAGCUUUGCAAUACAUUUGGCGUCUGGAACCCGAUGCAGCAUAUCCAGUUUUAAUGAAAUAUGCCCGCAGCCUCCUCGAACAUUGCCCCGAAGAAACAACCAAGCUGUUUGUUGAAUACUAUACUGGGAAAUACACACCCAAGAAGGAUGUGCCAGCAGUCUCGGAAGUGCAGGCUCAGACAGGUGGUGGUGCAUUUCAAAGUCUUUCGGCUCUUUGGAGCUUACCAUUCAUGAAUCGAUCCACAACCAGUGAAGCAGCACCUGCCGAAAAUGAAAAGCCCGAACACGAUGAACGUGCCUCUGCUGGCGAGGUUGAUGCAGCUCCAACAUACAUUAAACCACGUCCUCGCAGCGCGUUCUCGUCAUUCCUCGCUCAUCCAUCACAAUUCAUUACCUUCCUGGAGGCGCUGAUUCUGCAGGAAAAUCUCUCCAAAGAAGACAGAUCGGACUUGUCGACCACACUGUUUGAGAUGUAUCUCGAAGCAGCCAACAAUGCGACGGGUCCGGCAGAGCGGGGGAAAUGGCAAGUCCAGGCGACCAGUUUGAUUGCAGACAACGCCACUGCAUCACUGGAUUCCUCGACGAUAGAUACCUCGAAUGUCUUGCUCCUGUCGUCACUCUCAAAGUUCCCGGCUGGCACGACAUUAGUGAGGGAACGCGAAAAUCUGUAUGCCGACAUAUUCCGCUCGUUCACGUCCGCCAAAGACACGUCAGGCGCCAUAUCAGCGCUCAGAAAAUAUGGAUCAAAGGAUGCCUCGCUCUAUCCCCUUGCACUUGGCUAUUUUUCGUCGUCUGAAGAGGUCCUCAAGGCACCUGGGGUCAAGGAAGAACUCCAGACCAUUCUUCGCAAGAUUGACCGGGAAAAUCUCAUGGCCCCGCUCCAAGUGGUCAAGGUAUUGUCGCAGGGUGGCUCGGUCACAAUGGGAAUGGUCAAGGGAUACCUUUCCGACAACAUCUCUCGGGAGCGCAAAGAGAUCCAGGCCAACCGGCGAUUGAUCGACUCUUACCGGACCGAAACGGCGUCGAAAAAGGCAGAACUGGCGGACCUGGGCACGAAGCCGGUCGUGUUUCAAGCGCGACGGUGUUCGUCUUGCAAUCGAAAUCUCACCUUACCCACGGUGCACUUUGUGUGUAAGCACUCGUUUCACCAAGAGUGCUUGAAUAAACCAGGAAUUGGCAUGGAUGAAAAUGACAGCAACGUAGAGUGUCCGCUUUGCAAGCCCGGAAAUGACACGAUUCGGGCCAUCCGGCGACAACAAAUCGAAAGCACUGAGCAACACGAGUUAUUCAAGGCGGCGUUGGCAAGAAGCAACAGUCGAUUCGGGACCGUCAGUGAGUUCUUCGGGCGUGGAGUCAUGGGGACGGCACCAGCUGCGGACUGA